CUCUAGCUAUCCGGUGCACUUAACAAAAUGUUAAGUACUGGGUUUGAGUCGGUCCAAGCUAGCACUAUAGUAUAACGUACGAUGGUCAUCAGUCAUCACGCCAUAUAUAUAUUACACACACUGCACCCAUGUUAUGUGUAUAUUAUGUGCAGUUCCUGCCCGCCAUUCGCCUCGCCUAUAUAUAAAUAUGCGUAUCGAUGUGCCUCCCCAUUUCUUGGCAUCCACUCAAUCUUUAUAUUUUUCACAGAUUAAUUCAAGCAGCUAAGCUAGCCAUGAGCAUGAACAACAUGAAGAGCAACAGCAGCACGGGUGUCGGUCGCCUGAUGACGAUGAUGAUAUUCAUCACAGUCCAUUUGCUGCUGCAGCAGCAGUACUGUUUGGGCGGUGCACAGCAGCUGGUGCAGGUGCCGGCGGUGUUCGUGCUGGGGGACUCCACGCUGGACGUGGGCAACAACAACUACCUCCCCGGCAAGGAUGUGUUCAGGGCCAACAAGCCAUACAACGGCAUCGACUACCCUGCCUCCAUCCCUACCGGACGCUUCAGCAAUGGCUACAACCUCGCCGACUAUCUCGCAAUGAAGCUGGGGUUCAAGGAGAGCCCUCCGGCUUAUCUGUCGCUGCUGCAGGGGCCAGGGCCACUGCCCAAUCUCACCCUUGCCAUCAAUGCUCUCUCCAGAGGUGUCAACUUCGCUUCCGGAGGAGCCGGCGUUCUCGACUCCACUUACGCAGGAAGAUGCAUCCCGCUGUCGACGCAGGUGCGGAGCAUGGAGGCGACGAGGGCGGCGAUGGUGGCCAAGGUGGGCAGCCCCGCCGCCGUGAGCGCGCACAUCGCCCGCUCCUUCUUCCUCCUGGGCGUCGCCAACAACGACAUGUUCGUCUUCGCCACGGCGCAGCAGCAGCGGAACAGGUCUGCCACGCCGGCCGAGGUCGCCGCCUUCUACACCGACCUCGUCGGAAAAUACUCCGACGCCAUCAUGGAGCUGUACGGGAUGGGGGCGAGGAAGUUUGGGGUGAUCAACGUGGGGCUGGUGGGGUGCGUGCCCCUGGUGCGGGCGAUGAGCCCCACCGGAGCCUGCAGCGACGACCUCAACCGCCUCGCCGCCGGCUUCGAUGACGCCCUCGCCUCCCUCCUCUCUGGCCUCGCCGCCCGCCUGCCGGCCUUCUCCUACUCCCUCGCCGACGCCCAGGCCAUCGCACGGCUCGCCUUCGCCGACCCCAUGGCCUCUGGUGGGUACACGAACGUUGACGAGGCGUGCUGCGGGAGCGGGAGGCUGCGAGCGGAGGCGGACUGCCAGGUGGGGUCCAUGCUGUGCAGCGACCGGGACAAGUGGGCCUUCUGGGACCGCGUCCACCCGUCGCAGCGGGCCUGCUUUCUCAGCGCCGCGGCCUACUACGACGGCCCGGCCCAACUAACCAAGCCCAUCAACUUCAAACACCUAGCCUCAACCUAGCAAUUUCGAUUUUGUAUACAUCGUCGUGUAUUUAUUUAUGUCUGCAAUAAGCCAGCCAGCAGCUGGCUGUGACGGCAGCUAUACAUAUAAAUAUAUACAUAGAAUUUUUUAUUCAAACAAAAUAGCAUGCACGUACACAUGAUUAGUAGACAAAAUUAUGAUAUAUUCUCUUCAUAGUUUAAUACAUGCCGCUGUUAAUUUUUUUGUCAUGUUUGACUGUUUGU
Messenger RNA from Oryza brachyantha (malo sina), 1675 nucleotides. Its product is annotated as GDSL esterase/lipase At5g55050-like. Lineage: Eukaryota; Viridiplantae; Streptophyta; Magnoliopsida; Poales; Poaceae. The transcript has 5 exons. The record is from RefSeq and is a predicted model, not a curated record. The coding region runs from base 198 to 1451 and encodes 417 amino acids. Gene Ontology annotation, molecular function: hydrolase activity, acting on ester bonds.